CGUCACCGCAGAAGAAGCGCUCAGGUGUCCCGGAUGUUCCCCGGAAUCGGGAAGUCAGUCAUAUGACAACAAACCGUUGUAAAGUCGAAAAGCUGAAGUUUCCGAUUUAAUCUGUAAAUAAAAUAAAAAUAAAACCCCCGAGACCGCAGUGUUUGAGACAGGAGCAUGGAGAAUGAUGAACUUUCGUCAGAGGAUGGGAUGGAUCGGAGUGGUCGCGUACCUGCUGCUUAGCCUCGCUGCACUUUAUUACAUGUUCGAGAUCAAUCAGACGUACAACCGUCUGACGUUGGACCACGUGGAGAAGAGCGCUGGGACACGCCCCCCUGUGCCCCGCCCCUCUGUGCCCCACCCUCCCGCCCCUGCAGACUCCGCCCCUCCGUCCUCCUGGAUGCAGAGCGUGAAGUCUCGGCUCCUCCUGCUGCCCUUCUGGUUGUGGGCCUCCAUCUUUCUCAUCCCGUACCUGCAGGUCUUCCUCUUCCUUUACUCCUGCACCAGAAACGACCCCAAAACCGUGGGCUACUGCAUCCUGCCCAUCUGCCUCGCCCUGCUCUGUAACAGACAUGCCUCCUUCACCAAGGCCUCCAAUCAGAUCAGCAGGCUCCAGCUCAUCGACACGUGAUGUAGGCGGGGCUUCGGCGUUGCUCGUUCACCGGACCAAUGAAAAACACGGAACGAGUGACGAUUUCUACGAUUUCUUCUCCUUACAGCUUUCUGUACAUCUUUCUACCUUUAUCUUCUUCUGGAAAUAAAUCUGUUCUCUAAAACCAUGAUGAUGAUGAUGAUGAUGAUGAUUUUAAUUUAACAGCCUGGGAAAAAAAAUGAAAUAAAUGAAUAUAAUUUUUAAUAUAUAUAUAAAAAAACA
Silurus meridionalis is the source of this 862-nucleotide messenger RNA. Its product is annotated as transmembrane protein 251-like. Bases 173 to 619 code for a protein of 148 amino acids. NCBI's taxonomy places the organism in Eukaryota, Metazoa, Chordata, Actinopteri, Siluriformes, Siluridae. The transcript is spliced from 2 exons. The record is from RefSeq and is a predicted model, not a curated record.